This is a messenger RNA of Anolis carolinensis (green anole), 2143 nucleotides long. It is a transcript of the gene arhgdia, whose product is annotated as Rho GDP dissociation inhibitor alpha. Gene Ontology annotation, molecular function: Rho GDP-dissociation inhibitor activity; protein binding. The coding region runs from base 145 to 759 and encodes 204 amino acids. Gene Ontology annotation, cellular component: cytoplasm; cytosol; membrane. Gene Ontology annotation, biological process: Rho protein signal transduction. NCBI's taxonomy places the organism in Eukaryota, Metazoa, Chordata, Lepidosauria, Squamata, Anolidae. The record is from RefSeq and is a predicted model, not a curated record. The transcript has 6 exons.
UGGCACCGCGGAAGUGAGGGGGCGUGCGCGCGCAGGGGCGGGGUGAAGGAUUUUGGGCGGCGGCGGGCGACGCUUGUCACCGGAGGCGGCAGCAGUAGCAGCGGCGGCGGCGGCGAGGAGGAGACUUCAAUCACAGUUUCCGGAAUGGCGGAGCAAGAACCCACCCCUGAACAGCUGGCCCAGAUUGCAGCUGAGAAUGAGGAGGAUGAGCACUCAGUCAACUAUAAGCCCCCUGCCCAAAAGAGUAUCCAGGAGAUCCAGGAACUGGACAAGGAGGAUGAGAGCCUACGGAAGUACAAAGAGGCUCUGCUGGGAAAUGUUACUAUUUCUGCUGAUCCCCGCACUCCGAAUGUGGUGGUAACAAAGCUGACUUUGGUUUGUGCUGCUGCUCCUGGCCCCUUGGAAUUGGACUUGACAGGUGACUUGGCAGCUUUCAAGAAGCAAUCAUUCAUAAUGAAGGAAGGUGUGGAGUACCAGAUAAAAAUCUCCUUUCAGGUGAAUCAUGAGAUCGUUUCAGGGUUGAAGUACAUCCAGUAUACAUUCAGGAAAGGAGUAAAAAUUGACAAGACUGACUAUAUGGUUGGCAGCUAUGGGCCCCGUCCAGAGGAGUAUGAGUUCCUCACCCCCAUGGAGGAAGCCCCCAAGGGUAUGUUGGCCCGGGGCAGCUACAAUAUCCGAUCCAAAUUCACAGAUGAUGAUAAGACAGACCACCUUUCCUGGGAGUGGAACCUGAACAUCAAGAAGGAAUGGAAGGAUUAGCCCUUCCUAGCCAAAUCCCCAAGAAUUGCUCAGACAGUGGCUACAGUAGAAACCCCACCCUGUACCAAAGUGCUGGCAUCGGACAUCCCUCUUCUCCUUCCCCUUUUUAAGCUCACCAGGAAGAUCUUUCUGGCUCAAGGCCCCACCUCCUAAGAAUCACUGCAAGAAAUUGACCAAACCUGUGCCAUCUGUUCGCAAGCACAGAGGCAGAACUGCCCCUUGUCCUUCCUCUGACUUUUGAGUCAGAGGUCCCCUGCUUCUAGCCCUUCUGAAUUCAUCUCAGGCAAAAUAUUGAAAGGAAAGCCAUGUUUCCUGCCUCUGGGGCCAAGGACCUGGGAGACACUUCUGUCUCUGGCUAUGUGGGGGGAGAUACAGAGGAAUCCUAAUUCCAUGUAGAGCUGGCAAGGGCCUGCUCCCCCAGUUUGUGUCCAGGCUUAAUCAUGUUCAUAGCCCACCUGUUUCCUUUCGGGGCAUGGGUUGGUUUUUCAUUUGUGAUGGUUUCCUGUAACCAUGAUGCCUUAAUGUGUGUAACAUACAUCCUCCAGGGAGGGUCCCACCCAAUUCCCGCCUUGUUACACAUUUUUUUUUAUAUGUGCACCCGUCCUGUCCACACACACCCUCCCUCCUGAUUCAGAUCUCCUGGCUGGACAUUUAUGCUGCUGAGGCUGUCUCCUCAAGGGCUUAUGUAGGGUUCAGGCUGUUAUCCUUGUAGGCUCCUUUUGGCCAGAGAAGUCCUUUACUCCAGCUAAGGAGGGGGAGGGGGGCUGUCAGUGGGCAUAGAAGCUUUUAAUGCCACUGUAGUCUCCAUGUUAGUUCAAUCAUACAGAAACUGACUGCAGAGUCCUGAAGCCCCAAGGGCAGCCUCUGGGAUUUAGGGCUUGAAGAUGUUGGCCUAGCUCAGCUAUUCCUCAUCUAAUCUGAACAAAGAGCUUGCUGUGGACAAAUAUUCAAGAGAGCAGAGAAUGCCUUAUGUAUCUGUUCUGCCUUUUAUACCACGUGCCUGGCUUGUCAGUAUUUAUUAUUGCCUUGAUUAGAUUCUUUUCCCUCAUGAUGCCCGGCCACCCCAGCAAGACCCUACUGGCCUGCAAUCGGGAGCCAGAGACCUGCUUGCCAGCCAGUUGGGACCAGGUUCCUGCUCCACAGUCCUGCACGGUGGGCUACUGUGAGUCCCAAAGUUGUUCUAGAUCUGGGACCAAGUGUGCGUGGUUCCCUUUCAUAGCUAUGUGUCUGCCCACGUCCUCUUCCCUUCUCCUUCCCUGUAGAGGAGAUUUUUUUUUGUUAAAUUGAUUUGAUGCAUUUUUGUCUGUAAAUCUUAGAUCUGAAUUAACAGAUUGGAAUCAUCAGCUUCCCCUUUUCUGACAGUAAAAUAAAAUCAUGAAAGUGA